AUGGCCGGCACAGACUCAACAGUGGAAGCAACCAAACAAACCUUCGUGCAGAAGUUCCGAGCAUGGGGAGAAAACCCAUUCCCGCCCACGCUCCUUGCGACCCUCAUCACAGCGCAAUAUAUGCGCCCGUUCCAGGCCGUGCCCAUGUUCUUCCCGCCGGUCCUCCUCUUCACCAGCUACGCAAACCUGCAAGGCUUCAAAACUGACGGUGCGGGUAUCAGCGCUGCUUGGUCGGGCCUCUAUCUUUUGCUCGCCGGUCGGCGGAAGCAGCCAUUUAUGAAGAAAUGGGGUGCCCGCGGCAUCACCCGAGGCGCGACGAUGGGACUCUGCUUAGUUAACAUGGUUGGCGGUGGGCUGGCUUACACAAUGGGCAAGAGGGAAGAUGAGGAAGACGAUGAGUAA
This is a messenger RNA of Aspergillus puulaauensis, 402 nucleotides long. RefSeq lists its product as uncharacterized. The transcript has 2 exons. The coding region runs from base 1 to 402 and encodes 133 amino acids. The record is from RefSeq and is a predicted model, not a curated record. Lineage: Eukaryota; Fungi; Ascomycota; Eurotiomycetes; Eurotiales; Aspergillaceae.